AUGGCAUCCUUCAUGUUGUUCAGCCUUACAAUUUGUUUUUCAGUCGGACUCAUACUAAUCAGCCCGCUCGCUUUCCUUGAUAUCAGAAAUUUAUUCAGAGCGGAAACCCAGGUUUCUGAGUAUGAUUACCGCUGGGAGAAGAUUAUGAGAAUUACUUUCGAUACUGGUUCAAUAGGUCUAGAGAUUACUGGACUCGUUGCAAUCGCGACAGCACCCCAUUCAAUUGAGAAGUACUUCUGGCUAGACGCAGUCAUUAUGAGCAACCUCCAACUUCUCACUAGCAACAACCUCGCCCGAAUGCUACAGAUUUUCAUCUUACCCCCCUGGACCAUAUGGGCAGUACAUCUGGUGGCUGUCUUGACUAUACUGGAUGUUGUUGCCGCAGUUACAGGCAAAACAAUAUCUGCUUCUUACGAGUCGGCACUGCUUACUCGCUUCGCUGUUGCAUCGUUUUUAUCUUUGGCACUCUCACACAAACAACUAGAGACCCACAAGAACUCAGGAUCUGAGCGCAGAGAUGAAGAAUAUAUGCGGGUGUUGCAUGCCUUUAUUUUCGCGAACGCGGCUGCCGCGUCCAGCCAACUUUGUAGCGCAGUCUUUACCUCUAGUUUCUCACUUGGGUAUAGAAGCACUUCUACCAAACUACGGCAAGGUCUAUUUAUAGCAUGUACUGCUACACAAUUCCUAUGUUAUCUUCCAUUCUACAUUAAUCGGAUCUGGCGUCGAACUAUUCUACCAAUAAGUUCUUGGAUGGAAGGAAUACGCCACUUCUUCGCGGGCAGAUUUACAGAGAAUGAUAAUUUCUGA
Bipolaris oryzae ATCC 44560 is the source of this 807-nucleotide messenger RNA. RefSeq lists its product as uncharacterized. Bases 1 to 807 code for a protein of 268 amino acids. The record is from RefSeq and is a predicted model, not a curated record. The transcript is spliced from 4 exons. NCBI's taxonomy places the organism in Eukaryota, Fungi, Ascomycota, Dothideomycetes, Pleosporales, Pleosporaceae.